Pleurotus ostreatus (oyster mushroom) is the source of this 1980-nucleotide messenger RNA. RefSeq lists its product as uncharacterized. The transcript is spliced from 9 exons. The coding region runs from base 1 to 1980 and encodes 659 amino acids. The record is from RefSeq and is a predicted model, not a curated record. NCBI's taxonomy places the organism in Eukaryota, Fungi, Basidiomycota, Agaricomycetes, Agaricales, Pleurotaceae.
AUGCACCUCAACUUUCUCUUGUUUCUUGCCAAUGUCCUUGGCAUUGUUCAUGGCAAAGUCACCGUUUACUACCAGCAGGGCCAGACGCCGCUCGGGACAGCGUCUUCAACAGCAAAUCCAACUGAGAAUACUGGGUUGGCAGCCUACAACCAGGUGACGCUUUCACCUCCAGCGCUACCAGACCCCAAGCCGCCCACCGACUUUGUUAUACAACUUCAAAAUGGAGGAACACCAGGAGCCUCGAUACCUCAGGAGGGCUCCUUCUUUGGAUUCUCCAUCGAAAUGUCGGUGGUAAAUCAAGUUUUGGGCAAGAACGCGUCGCACCUUCAGAUUCCUUUCCUGAAUUUGAUGGCCAACAUUCAACAACGUGCAGGCCGUGUGCUGGUCCGUGUUGGUGGUAAUACACAGGAAACCGCAACACUCGUCGACAGCCUCCCUGACGGUCGUGCUCUUGAGAAGGAUCUUCUUGGCGUUUCAAAUCCGACACAAACCCCUCCACUUUUGUUUACGCCCGAAAUUUUAUAUAUGAUGAAUAAUAUUUCGUCGCUCGUUAAUGUCCGGUGGUUCUUGGGUAUUCCAUUCAACGACACGAACAAUUUCAGGUUGGGAAUUGCGGAGACUGGCACUGCAAUCUUAGGCGACUACCUCAUUGGUUUGCAAGCAGGCAACGAACCUGACCUGUACCUUCGCCAUCAGCAUCGUCAAGAUCCUUAUGGUCCCGGUGACUACGUUAAUGAAGUCGGGAAAUUAGUUACUGCUAUGGCGGGCGAUUCCUUUUCUCGAGCCCGUUCUCUGCUCAUCGGCCCCAAUCUUGCUAUGGGUGACUGGACGCCUGAACAAAUCUGGGAUACCGGAUUUGUCGACCAGUUCAAUGAUAACCUCCAAUACCUUGCAAUGGAAAAAUACCCUACUGACAAUUGUGCUGCGCAAUUCAAUACUGGUGGAACCUUGCAAGUCCCGCAAGAAGUGUUCCCAAGCUUCCUGACCCACACAGCUGGCCAAAACAUCGUGAAGCCGUAUCUCAACUCCACGUUGUUCGCUCAGACUAAGAACAAGAAGAUGUUGAUGUUCGAGACCAACACAGCCUCUUGCGGUGGAUUCCCCGGUAUCUCUGACGCAUUCGGUGCUGCUUUGUGGGCGUUGGAUUACUCCCUGCAGAUGGCUCAUGCGAACUUCUCUGGAGCCUUGUUCCACGUUGGUGGUCAAAACGUGUUUUACAACCCUUUCACUUCCCCUCCUACUAACGAAUCGACCUUCCACCAAUGGACGAUUGGACCCAUCUACUACUCCGCCCUUGUCAUCGCAGAAGCUCUUGGUUCUUCUAACAAGUCCCAAGUUCUUGACCUUGGUAUCAAUGGCGGUAAUGAAUUCACUCCUGGGUACGCAAUAUACGAAGAUGGAAAUCCCGUCCGCGUGGUCCUCCUCAAUUACAUGACGGACGCCUCGGGCGCAAGCGCUUACACGGCUAGAAUCGCCAUCGGGGGCAGCGGCAUUAACCAACCCAACGCAUCCCCUGCUCAAGUUAAAGUCAAAUACCUCUCUGCUGCGUCCGUUUCUCAGAUCGGUAACAUUACAUGGGCCAACCAGACCUUCGGCUCCCACUUCGACUCGGAUGGCCGGCUCAUGGGUGAAGAGGUUAUCCAGACCGUUGACUGUGACCAGGGCACCAACCUGUGCAGCAUUACGGUCCCCGCCCCAGGCGCCGCUUUGGUAUUCUUGAGCGAUAGCGCGUUGACAGAGACCGGUGGCGCGCCGUCGACGACAUUUGCAACGACGGCUCUGACAAAGACUCUUAAUACCGCCUCCAUUGACCCCACCCUGUUGGCGACGAGUAACGGUCACCGUACCGGAAAGGUCGGGAGCACUAGCCCUGGAUCUGCGAGUAGUGGAUGGGGACUGAAGGAUACCCUCCCUGGCCUUUCGUUACUUGUAGCCGUGGCUGCAGGGGGAAUGGUUUUGGGAAGAGCGUUGACUCCAUGA